Syngnathoides biaculeatus (alligator pipefish) is the source of this 4042-nucleotide messenger RNA. It is a transcript of the gene dclk2a, whose product is annotated as doublecortin-like kinase 2a. The coding region runs from base 290 to 2704 and encodes 804 amino acids. The transcript has 17 exons. Gene Ontology annotation, cellular component: microtubule cytoskeleton. The record is from RefSeq and is a predicted model, not a curated record. Gene Ontology annotation, biological process: protein phosphorylation; intracellular signal transduction. NCBI's taxonomy places the organism in Eukaryota, Metazoa, Chordata, Actinopteri, Syngnathiformes, Syngnathidae. Gene Ontology annotation, molecular function: ATP binding; protein kinase activity.
UCAUUUGACAAUUUGACGCAAGCGGCCGCGGAGCAGCCCGAGCGGGCGGGCGGACGGAUGGAGCUCUUGUCGGCCGCGCCAAACUUCCCUCCGACCAACUUUAUCGUCUUCAGGACGACGAGGAUGUCGAAACAAGUGACGUCGGAGGCGUAGGGGCUCGUUUUGUAGCUGGUUGUCACAAUUACUUCAUCUGUGUCCCGACCUAAAACAAACCGGAAUUAAAAAAAAAAAAAAAAAAAAAAAGUUGUGUGUUGGUUUAAAACUGUGGCGGCACUGGUGAGAAGACGACAUGUCGCUGAGCAGGAGCAUCGAAUUCGAGCACUUCGAGGAGCGCGAGGGCAAGCCGCACUGGACGCCGAGGGCUCCGGGCUCCCACGCCGGGGGCGGAGGCUCCUCCCGGGGCGCGGGACUGACGGCCAGCCCGGCGCACAGCGCGCACUGCAGCUUCUACAGGACUCGGACCCUGCAGUCGCUCACGUCCGAGAAGAAGGCCCGGAAAGUGCGCUUCUACCGAAACGGAGACAAGUACUUCAAGGGGCUGGUGUACGCGGUGUCCGCCGACCGCUUCCGCUCCAUGGACGCGCUGCUCAUGGAGCUGACGCGCUCGCUGUCGGACAACGUCAACCUGCCUCAGGGGGUCCGGACCCUGUACGCCCUGGACGGGGGCAGGAAGGUCAGCAGCCUGGACGACCUGGUUGAGGGGGAAAGCUACGUAUGCGCCUCCAACGAACCUUUACGACGUGUGGACUAUGCUAAGAACGUCAACCCCAACUGGGCUGUGGGCAGCAAGACUGGCACAUCACGCUCCCUUUCAUCGCUGGUCUCUCCCAGGGGCGAGCAUCAGCGCCAGCCCAAAGACUUCAUCAAGCCCAAAUUGGUCACGGUGGUCCGUAGCGGCGUCAAACCGCGCAAGGCCGUGCGCGUCCUGCUCAAUAGGAAGACGGCGCACUCCUUUGAGCAGGUCCUGACCGACAUCACGGACGCCAUCAAGCUGGACUCUGGUGCCGUGAAGAGGCUGUACACACUGCAAGGCAAGCAGGUCACAUGCCUGCAGGACUUUUUCGGCGAUGACGACGUGUUCAUUGCGUGCGGCCCGGAGAAGUACCGCUACGCCCAUGACGACUUUGCGUUGGAUCACAGCGGUAAGGCUUCCACAGCCUUUAUGACCGAGUGCAAAGUGCUGAAGUCGUCAUACGGCCGUUCUGUCACUCCGAACCGGACCAGCAAGAGUCCUGGACCUUCACGGCGCAGCAAGUCCCCCGGCGCAGCGAGGCGGACGUCCCGCUACUCCACCGCUCAGUCUCCUGCCAAGACUCCAGUCAACGGUCACAUCUCCGCGCCGAGGUCCGGCAAGUCGUGCGCAUCCUCCCCCGCCGGCCUCCAAAAACUCCCUGGUCUCAAGAAGGUUCCGUCACAUCACGGCUCGAAUCCAAACGUCGGCAGCUCGCUCUACAACCCCCAGGGGGAGACAACCGGCCCAGAGGGAACCGGUAACCAUGACGACCAGACCUCCUCCGCCAUCCUGGAGAAGUACACGAUCGGGGAGGUUAUCGGAGACGGCAACUUUGCCGUGGUGAAGAAGUGUGUUGAGAGGUCCACGGGAAGAGAAUUUGCCCUGAAGAUCAUCGACAAGGCCAAGUGUCGCGGCAAGGAGCACCUGAUUGAGAACGAGGUGUCGGUGCUGAGGCGGGUCAAGCACCCCAACAUCAUCAUGCUGGUUGAGGAGGUGGACACGCCCAAGGAGCUGUGCCUCGUCAUGGAGCUGGUCAAGGGAGGCGAUUUAUUCGACGCCAUCACGUCCUCGGCCAAUUACACGGAGAGGAGCGCCAGCGUCAUGGUGGCCGACCUGGCCGCCGCCCUGCGCUACCUUCACGCCUUCAACAUCGUCCACAGAGACGUCAAGCCGGAAAACUUACUGGUGUUUGAGAAUCCCGACGGCACCAAAUCGCUCAAGCUCGGGGACUUCGGCCUCGCCACCGUGGCGGAAGGACCGUUGACCACCGUGUGCGGAACGCCGACGUACGUGGCGCCGGAAAUCAUCGCAGAGUCCGGUUACGGCGUCAAGGUGGACAUCUGGGCUGCGGGCGUCAUCACGUACAUCCUCCUGUGCGGCUUCCCUCCGUUCCGAAGCGAGAGCAACAAGCAGGAGGAGCUCUUUGAGCAAAUUCUACUGGGCCGGCUGGACUAUCCCAGUCCUUACUGGGACAACAUCACCCACUCGGCCAAGGAGCUGAUCGGCAAGAUGCUUUUGGUAAACGCGGAGGCUCGCUACUCGGCGCGGGAGGUCCAGGCCCACCCAUGGGUGACGGAGGACAUCGACGCGGAGAACAACAUGAAGGCCGAGGUGACGGGAAAACUUAGGACGCACUUCAGCGCCACGGCCAAGCGCGCCGACGACGACGCGGCCGUCUCGGUUAUCUUGAAGACGGCCCUCGAUAAGGAGACCCUCCAGCUGUCCGGCCGCCAGCCGCCGCCGCCGCCGCUGCCGUCACCGGACCCCCCGAAAUCCGAGGAUGCCUCUCCGAGCGAUCCGACGUCCUCCCCCUCGCCCGGAAGUCCCGUCAAGCACGUGGUCUUCCUGCCGCUGUCGUUCCCCUCGCCUCCGUCCACGCCGCCCUCAUCGUCCGCCUCCACCCCGUCGCCUCCCGGCUUGGCGGCCAUGGGGGAGACGGCUGUCGCCCAGGAGCUUCUGGAGGGGGUUUGAAAAGACGCAGCCCGGCGGGACUCGUUUGGACUGUAUUUGGUGAGAAAGGACUCCAGAGGACCAAACUGACUGAAUGUUGCUUUCAACACCGUCAUGUGAAACAACAUCAAUUAUAAUACACUAGUUCAGCUUUUGCUCGUAGGAAUUGAGACGCUGUAUGUAUUUACACUGACUAUCCAAUGCCUUGCUCAAGUAUUUCAGCUGUAUUCCCAAAAUAGACAAAUAGUCAAAUUCGACACAAAAAAAGUGGAAUUCCUUUUUUUUUUAAAUAACAGAGCAGUGAUUUCCAAAACGUUUUUCCUUUGUUGUUAUGCAAUAUUUCUGAGGGACUUUCUUUCAAAAUGUAUUCAGUUUUGGAAUACGGUUAUAACCAAAUGUAGAAAAAAAGGCAAGACACCGUAGGCUCUGAAUAAAAUAUCAACUUUUUCUCAAGUAAAAAAAAAAAAAAUCAUGAUAAAUCAUUUCAAAACUUAAUGAGUUAUUACGCCGUACAAGCCAAAUGAGCCAGAAAUAAGUUUAUAUUUUAAAACAAAAUUGUUAAAAAUCUAUUUUUCUCACUGUAGUUCGCCACAUCAAUUUUGGUUUAUUUAUUCGCCGUGAUUUUUUACAUUAUCAGGAAAGUCGUCAAUUUCUGCACUCGGUUUAUAGCCACAGAGUAUUCAUAAUUACUAGGCGUAGUUGUGUAAUGUUGACAGUUGGCGGUAAUAAUAAGUGAGCAAAAUGUAACAAAAAGCUUAGUUAGAUAAGAGCAUCAUUUUGAUCUAUUUUCCGAAUUCAUUUCGUUCAGCUCGAUGAAAGGAAGGCCGCUGUAAUGCCCUUCUUGGCCAGAAGAGGGCAGCAAGUACCACGCCUUUAGUGUAACUUCCAGUUCCAAAUGCAAACAUUUGCUGCAUAUGCAGAAACAAAACAUCCUAGAAAAUAUUUUUUUUUCUCCUGUGACUCACCGAAAUCUUAGCUUACUUGCAUGAAAGGUGCUUCUGAGGAUGACUUUUUUGGUUCUCUGGACCUUUUGCGUAUGAAGAGAAACCUGCUCCCAACAGUUUGCUUCCCUGUGAAACACUGAACUGAUAUUUAGCAGUGGAAAGAAAUAGUUCUGGGAACAGCUUCGCAUAGAUGUUGAAAAAGAUCAAAGGAUUUACAGUAUAAAUCAAUGCGCUUGCUUUCCUGUGGAUCUCUAAAUUCUCGUUCUAUUCUAUUCUCUCGAUUCCGUAGAAUCUGUGUUGUAGUUCUAUGAGCGAAUGCAAACAUUUGUGUCAACUGAAACAGGCUAGGAAAUGGCCCCUUCAUGUGAAUCACUGAACUCCAGUUGUGUAAAGAACCAUUUUGGUAACUCCUUCA